AUGCCCGAAAUGACUGAAGAAUUGCCUGAAGAGAGUGUCAAGCGCAUAGAAGAACCGGCCAUCUCGUUGAAGAAAAUCGCCCAACUCGAAGCCGAUUUGGAAGGAAUGGAAAAGGGCAAAGACAUCGAGAUGAGUCGAUGGACAGCAAAAAUCGCUCAAAUCAAGGCGGAUUUGAAAAUCGCGAAGUUAGAGGCUGAUUUGGUUGACGAAAGGGAGAGGAAUCGAGAAUUGGAAAGGAAAAUCGCCGAGACGAAAAGGAUGAACAAAGAUCUCGAAGCACAAUUAAGCGACCCAAAUACGGAAGUGAGAGACGGGAAAGCCAAGAUUGGAGAGCUCAACGGGAAAAUCGCCGCUUUGCAGAGCAAGAACUCUGGACUCGAAACCCAAAUAGAAUCUGUAAGGGAAAAUAUGGUUCAAAUCGAGGCGAAUUUAAUGCAAGAAAUCGCGAAGUUGGAGGCCGAUUUGGUUAACGGAAGGGAGAGAAAUCGAGAAUUGGAAAGGAAAAUUGCCGAGACGAAAGGCAAGAACGAUGGUCUCGAAGCACAAUUAAGGGAGCAAAAUACAGAAGUGAAAGAAGGAAAAGCCAACAUUGGAGAGCUCGAAGGGAAAAUCAACGCGUUGCAGAGCAAAAUCUCUGGCUUUGAGACCCAAAUAGAAUUUGAAAGAGAAAACAAAACGGUCGAAAUCGCGAAUUUGCAGGCAGAUUUAAAUCGAACGAUGACUUUCUUGGAUCUGGAUGGAUGGUCGUAUUUGGCAAAAAACGCUUGGUACAAGGUUAUCGAUCAAAAAAUGACAUUUGAUGAGGCCGUGGCAUAUUGUGCAAGUCGGAAGAGCCAUUUAGUCUCAAUUCACAGUCAAGUAGAGAACGAUUUUCUUCGGAGAUUCUCGAGAGCUAUUCGUUCGAAGGAAACGUUCUGGUUCGGACUGAAGAGAAAUCCGAACAAAGGAAGUGCUUUUGAAUGGACGGAUGGAAGCGCGGUGGAUUUUACGAAUUGGGGAGAAGGAGAGCCGGAUUCGGGCACUCACGCUGCGCUUCACGGGCCCGAGGGGAAAUGGACAGUCCAUCCUCCUACCAAUACGUAUCGUUUUAUCUGCAAAAGGAGCUAUAAAUUC
Mesorhabditis belari is the source of this 1113-nucleotide messenger RNA. Lineage: Eukaryota; Metazoa; Nematoda; Chromadorea; Rhabditida; Rhabditidae. The record is from the annotation of a GenBank genome assembly.